Molecule: messenger RNA, 963 nt
Organism: Arthroderma uncinatum
Lineage: Eukaryota; Fungi; Ascomycota; Eurotiomycetes; Onygenales; Arthrodermataceae
Exons: 2
Coding region: 1-963 (320 amino acids)
Source: RefSeq, a predicted model, not a curated record
AUGGGUUGGUUUUGGGGUAACUCUUCCGACGACGCUGAUCCGACGAAGAAGUUGGAUCCCAGUCUACGAGGAUACCUCGAGCAAGAGUCUCCGUCCAAAUAUACACCUACAACAGCUGGCGUGCAAGCGCAGGAUCGAACGCCAUCGCAUGAGAAGCCAGCAGAGGAGUCUCCCUCUCCAGAUCGGGCGGCCGAAUCUGCAACCUCCGUCCCCUCCGCGUCGCUUUACCCAGAUGGCCGAUAUGCGCAUCUAUGGAAGGACUACAAGUCUCUCGAGCAGAUCGAAGGGCCUACCACUUCGCCGGCGGAGAAGGUAGUUGAGAAAUUCAAGCAGCGAAAGGGUGUGCUGAACAGGGCGGCCUUGGAGAACUGUGCGGAAGAACAGGAAGUUCUGUCGAUGUGCUAUAAGUCGGGCGACUUUACAGAGAGGAUAAAGGCUAGGAUGACUCUGUGUCAGAAGCAGAAUUAUCAAUUCUCGAGGUGUUAUACCAUGCAAUUGAAAUUCUUGCAAGCCCUAGGUUAUGGCGCUUCGUUCGAGUGGGAUACAGACAAGGAAGAACGAAUCCAGAUGCAUGCGGACAAGCUAUACCAUCGCAUGAUGGACUAUGAACGAAGGGUGGCCGAGGCAGAAGCAGACGGCCGUGAACCUCCUCCCCUGAAAUCCCUCUUCAAAUCAGAGGCAGAGAUGGCAGCAAUGCCAGAUACUAGCCAAUCCAGUGACGAGUUGGUCAUUCCUGGCGGAGAGCAGUUACCGGCUGGAUAUAAGCCUCGUAAGCCGUUAAAAAACAUGACACCACAUGAACGAGAACUGGAAGUGCAGGCUUUGAAACAACAGAUGGCUCAGCGCCAUGUCUACCUGGAGGAGGUAUCUCCAGUACUGAGAGCUGAGCACGAAGCAAAGGCUAAGCGGAGGGAGAAAUUCACUAGCUGGUUUGGAGAGACGAUUGGAAGCUGGCUUGCAUGA